UGGAUGCUAUGCCUUCAAUACUAUUAUUGACAUGCUUAAUUUAACUCAGUCGGCGUUUUGGCCUCACUCAUAUCAAUACAUUUACUGUAGAGUCCGUAAUUUUUUUAUUGAUUGGGAACUCCUGAUAGUAGUAAUUGUUUAGAAACAAUUCAGGGUUACCAAGGUUAAGUCGGCAAGAAAACGUCAUUAUUUAAAUAUCUAUUACACAACGCUGUCAAGAAUUUUAUAGCAAGUAAAAAUUUAAGUGUUAGAAAUUGUUCUGUUUCUGUUUGCGAGUGAAAUUUGCGUAAACAAAAAUGGUUUCGAUAUUUGGCGUAUUCGAUUACGUGAUAAUGGCUGCGACUAUGGUGAUAUCCGUAGCCAUUGGCCUUUACUUCAGAUUAAGCGGCGGAAAACAAAAAACUAAUGAGGAGUACCUUCUCGCAGACCGCAACAUGUCCAUAAUGCCAGUGGCGGUGUCACUAAUGGCGUCAUUCAUGUCCGCCAUCUCAUUACUCGGAGUAUCUGCUGAAAACUACUAUUACGGCAUGCAAUUCCUCGUCAUAAAUUUUUCAUAUGCAAUAGCGACGCCAAUCGCCAGUAAACUGUACCUACCAGUAUUCUUUGGACUGCAAAAGACUAGUACUUACGAGUAUUUGGAACUGCGAUUCGGACCAAGAAUAAGAAUGAUCGCCUCCCUAACUUAUACCUUACAAAUGGUGCUAUACAAUGGAAUAGUGUUGUACGCACCAGCUAUUGUAUUAGAAUCUGUGACUGGACUCGAUAGACUUAUAUCGAUAUUAGUGGUAGGCUUAGCUUGUACGUUUUAUUCUACGCUUGGAGGGAUGAAAGCAGUGUUGUUUACAGAUUUAUUUCAGUCACUACUGAUGUUAGGAGCAGUGCUCAGUAUAGUUGUGUUCAGUUCGAUACAGCUUGGAGGUUUCCAUAUGAUUUUUAUUAAGGCUAGAGAAGGAGGAAGGCUUAACUUUAAUAAUUUCAGUAUAGAUCCCACUGAGAGACACACAUGGUGGUCGCUAAUAUUCGGUGGCUUGAUCACCUACUUAUCAUUGUAUGCUGUUAAUCAUACUCAGGUGCAACGGCUGCUAACAGUGAGCACUUUGUCCCGAUCGCAGUGGUGUUUGUGGUGGAGUUGGCCGGCAAUGACCCUUAUAAGCACUAUCACCUGUAUCAGCGGACUCGGCAUCUACGCCGUCUAUAUGAACUGCGAUCCAUUUAUCAACAACAAAAUCUCCGCUAUAGACCAGCUGAUGCCAUACUACGUGGUGGACGCAAUGAAGUCCGUUCCUGGUCUAGCCGGUCUGUUUGUGGCGGGCAUCUUUAGUGCCUCACUGUCCACUAUAUCUGCAGCUUGCAACGCUCUUGCUGCGGUUACUCUUACGGAUUAUGUCAGCAGAUGGUGCAAGUUGUCUCCAUCUUAUGUUCCUUGGCUGACGAAGCUAACGGCUUGCGGCUACGGCUUAUUGUUUCUAGCUCUGGCGUUUAUAGCGGAACACUUGGGAGGAGUGCUGCAAGCCGCUUUAACGAUAUUUGGGGCAGUCGGCGGCCCCCUACUGGGUAUCUUCACUAUGGGAAUGUUUACCACAUUUGCUAAUGAAAGGGGAGUCUCCAUAGGUCUAGUAACUGGUAUGGCGAUGACGCUAUGGAUCAGUUUCGGUUCGCCCAGACCGUCGCCAGUGAAAUUACCACUAAGCGUGGAGGGAUGCGACGCGAAUAUUACUAUGCCGGUGCUGCCACCAGCUAAAGACCCCUCGGACUACUUCUAUUUGUAUCGGAUAUCUUACAUGUGGACCAGUACGAUAGGGUUCGUAUGGGUGAUAGUGGUAGCUUCGGUGGUGUCGCUUAUAUGGCGGCAGAAGCAGCCGUGGGAGAGCGCGGGCCAGAGUAGCCCCGACCCGGCGCUAUUCACUCCACCGCUAGCGAGAAUACUGCGAGAGAAGAACGGACAGAAAGAAAAACCUGACGUACAUAUGGAUACUGGCUGUAAAUAUUGAUUUGCAUAUGCGCUUCGGGUCUGCAUGCAUGACGCUGUCUUAAUUGCAUGAGUGUGAACUGCUGAAACACAAUGGAGCUCAAAAUUGAAGAUUAUUGGAAUUCUGGUUAUUUAUUUAUACUUAGGUUAGGUGUACUUUAUUUAUUUAAUAGGUUUAAAUUGGACUAGUACGUAGAUAUUAAGCUAACAUUCCUAAUUUAUAACAGAGCACAAGAUUAAAGAUAAUAGACAUUUAGACAAGCGAAGCGGUAAGCCCCUAUAAUCAGCAGCAUUCAAUUCAAAUUAUUAUACUGAGGACUGAUGCGAAAUAAUGGGUAUAAUAUUUUAUACACCGUUAAUUUGAGAUAUCUUAGAUACUAGCGAUUUCAGAUAAAAUAUUGAUUAUGUAUUUUUAGAAACAAAAAAAAGACAACGAUUUAUGUAAUGUUUACGGUUUCUUUUCUUAAAUUAUGUUUUCCGAAAAGUGUCUCCAGUUGUACCAAUAACAAAUUGAUUUAAAUAAAACUUCUUUAAGGAUCUACGUACUUUAUACGGAUAUAUAAUUCCACACAGGCACAUAUGUUUUAAACAAAUUUUAUACUACAUAAUAUAUGAUAUUUUCUUGCACACUGUAUAAAUCAAUAUUUUCCUCAUGUUUACUGUUUAUAACUAAAAGUUCUUACUAUUUUUAUUUAUAGGAUUUUUAAGUUUCUCAGGUAGCUAACUCAAAAUUCACGGUGUAUAAGUAGUUAACCUUACGGUUUUGCGCGUGGUACUUCAUGGUGUUUUACUGAACAUCUUUUGGAUGACCAGUCUUUGCGAGAGUUACUUAAUAUUAAGUUUAAUGCGUACCGUGAAACACGCCAACAUUGCCCUUUCUUUUUUAUUAAUCGUUAUUAUUUUUGGAUUUUUCAAUGGCAACCUGAGUAUUUUUUUAUUAGAUGUGACUCUUAAGAUCGUAGGCACGUAGUGGCGUAUCAAAAUCUAAUCAUUUUCAACGUUUAAUUUUAGUUUCGAAUCAUUUCGAUGGCAGUCAAUGUUAUUUUUGAAGACUGUAUGGUCUUUACGUUAAAAUCUAAAAAACCGUUGGAAAAAAAUAAGAAAAGAUGGCGAUUACUUUAGGAACUUAAGUUAUAAACAGGAAAUUUUCCGGUAAAAUGACUUUUUUCUUUUUCCCAUACAAUCUGCAUUUAGGCUAUCAAAAAAUGUUAGGGCUGAUACAACCACAAAUUACAUUCGAGAAAAAAAGAUUGAUAUUUAUUUUUUUCAUGUAUACAAAAAUUUGUGAUUAGGUGAAGAAAAAAAUUAAACAAAGACAAUAUAUUACAAAUACGCUUCUCAAAUGCAAUAAACUUUUAAUUUUAAUAAAAACAAUAUUCUUUUUUUUUAAAAAUACAUAAUAGUAAUUUAGACCUAAACUUACUUUACUUAAAUUAUGAAUUAAUAUUUUAUAUACUUAAUUUUAAUUAUAGUAGUUCCUUAACGGUAUUCUUUCAGAUUUACAAAUCACAUGUACCAACCCUAGGCCUUUUUUGGCAACGGGCAAUGUUGCCAAUCUUAGGUUGGAACAAUACCGGAUAACUUUACCCAACGUCAUAAUUUUUUUUUACUAAACCCUCAGCAAUGGCACUAGCACUAAAAUGACCUGUUCAUUAUUACAUGUUAUAAAGCAAACAAAACUAUAUUUUCACUAUUAUGCACGUUUGACUUAUAAGAGUGUACCAAAUUUGCCCACAAUGACACACACCUAUUUUAAAGAGCUUUCACACAUUAUUAUGUGAAGCUAUCAAUAGACAAAAAAGUUUGCAAUGCCAGAAAUAUAACCUACUUUCCUCCAAAAUUAAUCAGUUUCGCCAUAAUAUUAAGAUAUUUUUUGCGCAUCAAAGUCGUUAUAACUUGCUAAAAUAACAAAGAUACCCUUGCAGACAAUGUUGGCGUAUUUCACGGUAUUACGUGCACGUGUUGAUGCUGAUUGUAGGCAUAAAACUAAAGUGCGCCAUAUGCGCCGCUGGAGUAUAAUCAUCAAUAAUGAUUGAAUAUAUAUUCGGAAACUAUUUAUUUAUUCAUCAUUUACACAAAAUUACAUAAAUAUACCAAAAACUAUAAUAUGCCUAAUUCAUAAUAAUAUAAACAACACAAUAUGAAAUAUUGUGAGCGAUGGGUUUAGCAUACUGUUAUUAUUAUUGUUUACGGAUAACAUCUUCAAUACAAAUUCCAAAAGUGGCGUUGUUAAGGCGGCCGCUAGACGUUCAGUUUGUAAUGUGGUUUAUCAUAGCCACUGGUUAAAAAAAAAGAAAACGAUGAACAAAACAUUUGCUACCGCAGAGAUAAUAAAAAAUAUAGUCAAUUAAAUUUUAAAACACCAUAUCCUCCUUAAAUGCUUUCGCGAUGCGUACUGACACACCGUGGUAUUUAAUGAUCGUCUAGUGUAGUGUACUGACAGAUGUCAAUAUUUAAUAAUUACUAAUGCUUACACCGUCAGUAAAUAAAUCGUUAGUAAAUGAACGACUAGCUGCCGAUGCCGCCUAGACCGUGUAGUGAGGUCAGACAUCAGUAAAUAAAAUCGUAAUCCAUGCAUUAUUAUCUUUAUUCUCUUAGUGAUCAUCGAAUAUAAACGUAAGUAUCUUAUUAUAUAAACUACAUUUACGAGUAUUUUCAAUUGGAAAGAACUUAGUUAUGUACUUAUUAAAAAAGUGUGUACUUAGACUAAAAAACUAUAGGUACUUCAUGGAAUUUAUAGUUAAUAAUGUUGUCGUUUUAUAAAUAUUUACUAUGAUUAACAUAGAAGUGAUGAAAAUAUCGUAAGAUACCGAUAUAAUAUUGAUGUAUUUUGUAUAGACCAUAAUGUUUUAGUUUUAUAGUUGUAAAAUAAGAAGCACUUUAGAUGGGAAUUCGGCAUAUGUUUGAAUUUUAGUAACGUUAGUUGAAAAGAUAAUGAUGCUGUGAUAGCGCAAAUGUUCUUCCACUGUUUUUAAUAUCUAGUUUAAAAAAAAAACAUAUAGUGUAUUAGUAGCUGAACAUAGUGAGACAUUAUUUAUAAUGAAAAUGUGGGUUUAGAUGUGUGCGAUGGAAAUGUAUCACUUAUUAUAACUUGUAUGUAUGUAAGGUAAUAUUUUGCUUGCGAACGAAAUGUACUCAAAGAGAAUGUUAAAUACUUAGACGAAAAUAUUAUAUCUCUGGUAAUUUAUUUUUAAUUAUAUUUCUACAUUCAAAAUGAUAUUAUAGCUACACCAACACCUGUAUUAUGAAGAUUUUAGUCAUUUAAUAAAAGAACUUUAAAACGGGUUUCUUAUGGGUCAAGUACUUAUCAUGUAGCGUAACCUAGAUCCAUGGGCUUACUUGUAAAUUUAAAAGACUUUUCUGAACUCUUAUGAUCACGAAGGUUAAUUGACAGGCUCUUAAAAAGGGUCUUGAGAAAACGUCAAAAAUUACUAUGUGAAAAUUCUAGACGUUACACACAUUUUGUAACUUGUUAUAUGAAUUUUGUUAUAUACUUAACACGCCCACAAGAUAUGCCACUGUUGGUCUAAAUUUUUUAUGUAAACUGGACGCAUCAUUAUUAAAGUGUUUAAAAGAUCAGUUAAAAAAACGUUAAUAAAGGUACUCAACUUAUUAUUAAGGUGUUGUUUUUAGCAUUUAGGAACUAUAAUUAUUGUUUUGGAUUGUUUAGUUUUUAUAUUCAGGUUAGCGUUAUUUUUUAAGGCUGUGGUUUAAUUAAAGUUGCUCUACUGAAACUUAUUAGAAAUAUUGUUCAUUGCAUUGUAGAAGCAAGUUUUUAUGAUAAUUACAAGUUUAUUAUAUAUCUAGUUUUUUAAUUCAUCAAAUUAUUUUGUUUUUUUUUAACUAGUCUAUUUAUCUGGGUUUUUUGUGAUCGCAUCAAGGGGCCGAUUCUACCUACUGGUAUGACUAGAACACUAUUCAUCGCACAGUUGUGUAGGUGGAUUGGGUCCAUUAAUCACAAUACGUAGUAAGUUUAUUGUAUCUGUGAUAUAAUAUUUAUGUAACACAUUGUAAAGUUGUACGUGAAUAUAGAUCUUUUUAUCAAUAAGUUAUAAAAUUUAAACUAAAUAUUUUUCAAUUUUUACCAUAAACUACGUCAAAGGCGAAAUUCUAAUACUAUAACUUAUUCAAAGACAUUAAAAAAUAGUGAGGAAUUUAAAUACAUCCCAUUAUCGCAACCGCACGUGAGAUUAUAAAAGAAUCAAAUAAAAAAAAACAUUUUAUUUUAAAUGGUAGAUGUUUUCUCUUACAUUAUUUUCCUUGAAAUAGUAUGGGCAAAAACUAGACAUUAAACUUAUGUGAUACUAAGCGGAGAGAAUUCUACCUUAGGGCUUGUGAGUUCUUCUAUUCAACGUCACAAGAACGCGGUCUGUAGAUAGAAAGAAAUUUUUAAUGCGCUUACUACUGCACAAAAUAGCGCGAAACAUGCGCAAAACCCGUAAAAGCGAACAAACAAAUUAAAUUCAUUAUUUCUUUCAUAUUUU
This is a messenger RNA of Chilo suppressalis (striped riceborer), 6453 nucleotides long. NCBI's taxonomy places the organism in Eukaryota, Metazoa, Arthropoda, Insecta, Lepidoptera, Crambidae. The record is from the annotation of a GenBank genome assembly.